Messenger RNA from Brassica napus (rape), 2656 nucleotides. Its product is annotated as wall-associated receptor kinase-like 15. The coding region runs from base 506 to 2428 and encodes 640 amino acids. Gene Ontology annotation, molecular function: ATP binding; protein kinase activity. The record is from RefSeq and is a predicted model, not a curated record. Lineage: Eukaryota; Viridiplantae; Streptophyta; Magnoliopsida; Brassicales; Brassicaceae. The transcript is spliced from 3 exons. Gene Ontology annotation, biological process: protein phosphorylation.
AAAUUUUUGAAAGAUGAUAUAUAAAUUUUAUAGCUUUCAAAUUAUAUAAAACUAAUUAAAACCUAUGAUAAAUAUUUAUAACUCCUUAAAUCUAUGAUUUCCUCACAAAUUGCCAAAUUAAUGUUUAAUAUUAUACACGCACGAAAAUACAUACGUUUUUUUUGGUAAAUGAACACGUAUACAUACAUAUGCAUGCAAUAAUAAAAACGUCUUCCACAUGACUUCUACUCAUGAACUAUUUGUUUAAGAAGUUACAAAAAAAAGUACGGUAUUUGUUUAAGAAGUAAACAAAUCAGAAUUUUGUGCAAAUUCGAGAUAUCUGAACGCAGCUUUUAAUGUACCAUGAUGCAAUGGGAACAUUGAAAUAAUCUAUUCGUUUCACUAACUGACAAAAUAAAAAUACAGGUGUUAUCAUUAUUUCUUCUUAAAAGAAAAAUCAGAAAUCAUAGUACGCAGCUCAUAUACAUACCUUCUACACCCUGAGAAAGCACCUGCCCAUAAAAAAAUGGAGUUUCCAUGGCUCUUCCUCACCCCAUUCACACUUUGUCUACUACUCUCAUUCUCUUCUACUGCUGAAUCUUUCAAACGAUGCCCUAACUGUGGCUCCACCCGAGUUCCAUACCCGCUAAGCACAGGACCCGGUUGUGGUGAUCCGGAUUACAAGAUCCGGUGUGACAUCCGCGGUUCCCUAUGGUUUGAUACCCUCAACGGAUCAACCAAUCCGAUCAAACUCAUUGACCCAUCAGGCCAACGGUUUGUCCUUGCUCCACCCGGGUUCGAACCCAACACAUGUGUAUCAGUCGAUAUCAAGAGCCACGGUAUUCAGCUAGACCCAACCCUUCCUUUCAAUGUAAGUAGUAGUAACACAGUUAUAAUCAUGAACUGUACGAAAGACGGCCUAGAUGGAUACAUCUCUCAAGGUUUCAACUGUUCAGAUAAUAGCUUGUGCCACAAGUUUCUAAAUGAGAAUCCUGAGGCACGAGGCAAGUGUAGAGGAGUGACAUCGUGCUGCUGGUAUAAGACCGGUGCAUCAGUUAAUACUUAUAAAGUUUAUAGGGCUAGGACAGAGAAGUGUACAGCUUAUCAGAGUUUUAUGAAUUUGGAUCUGACGAUGCCGGUUAGCAAAUGGGGCGAACCGGCCGUGGAGAUACUAUGGGAAGCUCCGAGAGAGCCGGUUUGUAAGAUACCGGGAGAUUGUACGGGUUUGGUUAAUUCUGUUUGUUCGGUUGAUCCAAAGAGUUUGGGACAGAAGAGAUGUUUAUGCAAGAAAGGGUUACAAUGGGACGCGGUCAACGCAGUAUGUGAAGUCAAGAGGUGCUCAAACGGAAAGAAGUGCAAGCGACGGAGCAAUUUACCUUUAAUCGGAGGUUUGGCCGGAGGUGUGGGUGUGUUAUUGAUCGCGGGAGGCGUAAUGAAGAUCAUAAUCUCGAAGCAGAAUCGGGUCGUCGCCGGAAGCCAAUCGUGGGCGAGCAUAAGGAAACUCCACCGACACCUCUUAAGCACCAACAGCGCCGGACUCGACAGGAUCUUCUCCGGCAAAGAAAUCGUCAAAGCGACGAACAACUUCUCCAAAUCCAACCUCCUCGGCUUCGGCGGAUUCGGCGAGGUUUUCAAAGGCGAUCUCGACGACGGGACAACAGUCGCCGUGAAGCGAGCCAAGCUCGGGAACGAGAAGAGCAUAUACCAGAUCGUCAACGAGGUUCAGAUCCUCUGCCAAGUAAGCCACAAGAAUCUCGUGAAGCUACUCGGAUGCUGCAUCGAGUUGGAUAUGCCGAUUCUCGUUUACGAAUACGUCCCUAACGGAACGUUGCACGAGCACGUCUACUCUAACGGAACGUACGAGCCGUUACCGUGGCGGCGCCGUUUAAUGAUCGCUCACCAGACGGCGCAGGGAGUUGCUUACCUCCACUCAUCCGCCUCCCCGCCGAUUUACCACAGAGACGUGAAGCUGAGCAACAUUCUCCUCGACGAGAAUCUCGACGUUAAGGUAGCAGACUUCGGGUUAUCGAGAUUGGGCGUGAGCGAUGUGAGCCACGUGACGACGUGCGCGCAAGGGACGUUAGGGUAUUUGGAUCCGGAGUACUAUCUUAACUUCCAGUUGACGGACAAGAGUGACGUGUACAGCUUCGGCGUGGUGUUGUUCGAGCUGUUGACUUGUAAGAAGGCGAUUGAUUUUAACCGGGAUGAGGAAGACGUGAAUCUUGUGGUGUUUUUGAGGAAGGCGUUGAGGGAAGGGAGGUUGGAGGAGAUGAUUGAUCCGUUGAUGUUGAAAGGAGCGACGGAGGUGGAGAUGGAGAGUAUGAAGGAGCUUGGUGUUCUUGCCGAGCGGUGCGUGAAGGAGACGAGGCAGAGCCGGCCAACGAUGAAAGCUGCUGCCAAGGAGAUUGAAAGUAUUUUAAAUGGACUUUUGCUUCUGCGCCGUGAAUGAUAUAAUUCGAAUUUUUGAAAAAAAAUUGUAAAACGAAGUUUCUUUGUGUUGUCGUUUAAGAAUUUCGUACAUAGUAUGAGAUGACAAGAUAGAGUGUCUUCUUACGAAAUGUGAAUUUGAUCUAGUAGAUGAUCUAAUCUCACGUGACUCAUGGUGCUAAAGUAUCACUAAAUUUUUGUUUCUUCUGGUCAAUGUACAUAGAUCAAGUGAUAUGAGCUUUUAAGAAAA